Molecule: messenger RNA, 5552 nt
Organism: Frankliniella occidentalis (western flower thrips)
Lineage: Eukaryota; Metazoa; Arthropoda; Insecta; Thysanoptera; Thripidae
Gene: crm
Product: protein cramped-like
Exons: 16
Coding region: 558-3725 (1055 amino acids)
Biological process (GO): pattern specification process
Cellular component (GO): nucleus
Molecular function (GO): chromatin binding
Source: RefSeq, a predicted model, not a curated record
UCCAGUUUUCAUUGGGUUGUAAACAUUAGUUCGUGAAGGUUCGUGCUUCUCUGUUAUUGGUUAUUGUUCUAGUAAUUGCCGUGGAAUUUGAUAUUUUUUUCUGGAUUUCGACUUUGUAUCAGUACUUGACGCAUGAGCCAACGCCGAAUUUCAAGUUAUGUUGCUGGGGUUGCUUUUGAACAAAGAGAGUGGAAGAGCGGGUCACUGUUAACGCCGCUAGUCAGUCCACUUUAUUAUUAGUUUCUAAAGAAGUUCUUCGCAUUUUCCCCCUCAUCAUCAGUACACGGCCAACGAAGACGGACGAACCUCUUACAUAUGGUGCCUGUCUUAUUUGAAUAAUGUGAGCAAUUGUGAUUGUGGCAAGGUGACGUGAGUUAUUAUUAGCUCUGUGAUGGCUGUGAUCGUGCGGAGACAUGUUGAAUAGUUGCUCGAGAUUUUCACCCAGUAACACACUUGAAAAUUCUGGCAUUACGAUUGCCAUGAUCUGAAAGGGCGAAAAUAAUCGUUCGCCUUUGUUAUCAUGAUAUUGUAGAAGAUCGUCUGCGAUCAACGCUGGGAUGAGUGCUUGUCAGGUCAAUGACAAUGGUAUCACUGGCCCAAAACCCUUCAACAAUGCCUUUUGUAUUGGAACAGAAAAUGAUAAAGCAGAUUCCGUGUCAACUAUGCCUCCAAUGCCUGAUGUCGAACAAGCUACAGUUGCAGAAGAUCCACCCGAAAUUCUGGGGUCAGUGGUCCAGAGUCAUGAAAUGGAAAACGGGGACAAAAACAGUUCUGUUCAACUUCGAACCAGUGCACGUGUUUCAAAGAAGAUGCGCUUGGACAUCAUUGCUAACCAGACUCCCCCUGAGAGAAAAGAUUUGCCUAAAGAAGAAGACAAGCUUGAUGCCAAACCAAAGAGAAGGCCAUUUGAAUUGUGGCCAUUAGAGGACAAAAAUACUUUUUUCGAAGCAUUGAAUGAGUUUGGGAAAGAUUUUGAUGCAAUUCAAAGAUAUUUUGAAGCUAAAGCAAAACGUAAAAGUCUCCCUGAACAUAUGAUUAAAAAUAAAGAGCAGAUAAGACAUUUCUAUUAUAGGACAUGGCACAAAAUAUCCAAGCACCUGCGCUUCCCAGAUGAAACGAAAAAGGCAACUCAAGAAUUAUAUGGCCUCAUUAACUUUGGAGAACUAAGAAAAAAACUAGGAAGUGUGUCAGAGAAAACCAGCCUCAAGCUCAGUGAACUUAUUUACAGGGGCUUUACUACUAUCAGGGUAAGAGGAAAAAAUAUUCGUGUGAAAACCCCUAUUUGUCGAGCUUUACGCAAGUUAAACCAGCAAGAAGAUCUAGCUGAAGAUUUGAAGUUACCAACAAGAGUAACCGUUGAGCUGCAACCAAGAACAAAUGAAGCAUGGGCACGUGUGCAGGCCACUGCUCAAAAUCCCAGGGUUCAAACUCUGUUGCCUCUGCAGCGUCGUUUAUCAACUCUUCUUAGCUAUCUUGAACAACGGUGGCAACCACACACACUUAAGCACUGUGAGAGACUGCAGUCACAGCUGAAAGAAGUAACAGCCAACAUGGAAUUGACAAAUGACGCUCCAUCUACAGCAGUGGACAAUGGAGUUGGACUGACUGAUGGUAAACGAAAUAACCCUGAUAUUAAUCUAUCUGAUGACCUUGGAUCAAGAAAAGAGUUUCGUAAGCCACAAUAUAUUCUUCGUGUCGCCCCAAAAUCCAAUGCAACCAUUACUCCUCUUACAAUAAAUCUUAGUGAAUAUUUUACCAGCUCCCGUUUAAGUUUAAACUCUCAUGAAGGUAGAUUAGGUAACCAUGCUGCUGAACAACUUUUCAACUCAAUGCUACAUGCUAGCAAAGGAUGUGGGAGAAGGGGAACAAAGCGUCAGAGGAAUGACAGUUCUAGUGAUAAGAAAAAGGAACUACAGAUAUCUCAACUAGAUUCAUCACCUGAAAAAUCAAAGGAUGGUUCUCAGUCAGGUGCCUACACACAAGUUGAAAAUGAAGAUGAAAAGCCAUCAUGUCCUUUCCGCCUUUUUGGAAGUGGCAUCAAUCUAGAUGCUAGCAGUAGUAGCGCAGACUCAGGUCAUGGAGAGUUAAAGGUUAAUGGGGAAUCUGUAAAGUCUUCAGCAAAGAAUUCUGGUGUUAAAGAUGACACAGAUAAUGUUCAACCAGGAAGUUCCACUAUUGGUGGUAAUAUUCAAGACAACGCUGUUUGCUCUGUAAACCAGCAGACCAAUUCAACCGAAUCCAAUGAAGAUGUUAUCAAACGAGUCCGCUCUGGCUGGAAUAUUGACAAUGCUAAUGCUGCUACCAUUGGUGAACUCUAUUUAAUGUUUGGCGCAGAUUCAAAAGUUAAAUUGGAGUACUGGUGGGAAGACCGGCUACAGAGCUCAUCUCCAGAAGUUACUUCAAAUGUUUCAACAGACGCUAAAGAUCUACAAAGUUUUAUCAAUAAACCAUUACUUGAAGGUUUGAUAGGCCAGAAGGAUCAAGUGAGCCCCACCAAUCAACUCUCCCUACCUCUGAAAAAACUAUUGUCUCUUGCCAAAAUGUGUAGUUCCCAAGCUAAGUGCCCAUGUGGUCAUGUUUGCAAUGGGACACCAAAGUCUAACGUGCCAAAGACAAAAGUAACCCGCCCAUCACGAGGCAUCAUUGAAGUUGAUAAGGUACUCAACUCUGAUUUGCCACCUGAAAGCUCUGCUGUUCCCCCAAAGCUUAGCUCACCAUCUAUGAAUGAUGGCCCAUUCCGGAGACCUCUUAUGCCAUCUCCACACUUUAAACCUCCACCUCGCCCCGGCACAGCUGAUGCCUUUAAAGCUCAGUUGGAGAAAUUCAGGCCAAGGGGAUGUAAUCGCCGUGGAAGGCCAGUGUCUGUGAAGAAAAAUGUUGUUGUCCCGAGAAUACUACCUCUUCUGCCUAAAGCUCCUCAAACUCAAUCUGUUGUUACCUUCCAGGUUUUGCCUCAAAACACUUCUGUACCUGGAGAUUUUCUUCCAAUAGCUCAGUCUCCUAGUAUUCUCAAUUUCACCCCCACUAGUUCAUCAAACUUAUUGCAGUCAUCCAUCCCACAAUUUGUUCACAAAAUUACUGAACCUUCACCACAAGUUGUCACCACUACCACUUCAACUGUUGGUCCUCAAAUUGCAAAAACUAUUCCCAAAGUAACAGGUGCAGAUAUUGACAUUUCAAUGCCUGACUUGUGUGAAAGUAUGGGAACCAAAUCAAAGCCACAUGUAACUGUGCAAGAGCAGUCUAACAAAAACAAAGGUGAUCAGCCACACCAAUCUUGCCAUUUAGUGCAAGACCUUUUCCCUCCUACUUUAGACACUCCAGUCAACUCCCCACCCAGCAUAUCAAACCUACUGGAUUUGUCUCUUCCUUGUGAACUUGGUCUAAACUCAAGCCCACUAAUGGAGACUAAUUUCACUGGAUUAUUGUCUAGCACAGUUGGUCCAUCGUCCCCACCACCUGCAAGUCCGUCAACUUUGUUAAAAGAAGAUGAGAAUCAGUGGCUUAACGCUGAGGACUUUUCACUCAGUAGCUUUUUAGGACAUCUUGAAUCUCCCAUGAAAGCAAAUCCUGAGCCUCUACAAGUAAGCAACCAACAAACUUCAAUAACGUCUGAUGUGGAAACACACAUGCAAUGCCUCAUGACUGAAACUAGUUUAGAUUAUGUUGCAAAGUUUGCUGACCUAGCGGCCCAAAUGGCAUCAGAUGGUGCAAGCAAAAAUUGAAAAGAUUGCAAGUGAUUGUUGGCAGCUCGGAGUAGAUUCAGUCUAGUCAAUCCACAAACCACAAUGUUUUGAAAUAUUGUAGGUAUUGAUUGAUAGUGACAGAGCGAGUUAGGGAGCAUUUGAAAUUGGUCUAUUCAGUGCCAUUUUACAUAUUCUGUUCAGGUAGAAGUUUUAUUCAUUAUUUGCAAUUAUGACUUGAACUGACAUGUUUUUAGGACAGUAAGCCAUUCCUUUCAUGUAUGUGUUUAUUUUAUUUUUUAUUAUCAAAAGAGGGCAUGUAGCACUGUAGGUUGUUGUGUAAGGUAAGAGACACUUAAUAUUGAUUGUUGUAUGCAAGUCCUCUGCAAAUCAUUUUGUGUCUUCUCAAUCAAGCUCUCCCUAAAAUGCAACCCUGAUUGUAGUAAGGAAGAUCCAUUAAAACGACCAGAGUUCUGAGCUGGGUCCAGAAAAGAGGGUGGCUGGGGUCUCUGAGUCUGCGCAGAGAUCCAAAACUCGGCCUCUUUGCAGAAACGACCCAAGCAACCCUCUUGUCUGGAUGCAGCUCCUAUGUCUUUGCCAGGUAAUUUUCUAUGACAAUACUGGUUGUUUUGAUGUGAAUUUUCCCCUCUUGUCUUGGGCUCAAAUCCCUAAAUUUAUUGUCUUAUCAAGAAUCAUGAACUAGGAUGGUGCAUUGACGCAUUGUGUUGCGGCAAUAAUUACUGUUAUGGCAGUGAGAUAGUUGGCCUUCCCCCAACACUAAGUUAAGGGGGCACCCUAGUGUAGCGAGCCUAAAUAGGAGUGAUUUGCGUAAUUAAUUUUAGAGAACCCAUAGUUUCUAGAACAAAACCGAGUAUACCGUUUAGUGGCGCAUACUUUUGACUAUAAAAUGCAAUGCGUAUGACGUCGAUACGCCUAUCCAAAGCUGAGAUAUCGCCUGUAGAAAACGGCACUGCAGCGUUGUCGUCUUGUCAUAGUGUACCGGAUUACGGCCACACCGUUGGGCCGUUGAGGUUCCGAUUUUUUGUGGAUGUUCCUAACACUUGUAGGUAUGGCAUGAACUAGGAUAUCUGGAAUCGGUCACCUCCUUCAUCCCGAAAAAAAAUCAAAGCUAUGAGAUUUUUAGCUUUGUUAAGUUUAAGCUGCUCGAAAAAAUAGUAAAAAUUAUCCGAUUGCAAAUAUCCUAGUUCAUGCCAUACCUACAUUUAUACAGAGUCUAAAAACGCUUUGUUGGACUCUUUGAGACCAACGGCUCGACUUCAAAGAGGUACACCACAAAACGACAACGCUGCAGUGCCGUUUUCAACAGGGGAUAUCUCAGCUUUGGAUAGGCGUAUCGACGUCUUACACAUUGCAUUUUAUAGUCAAAAGUAUGCGCUACUAAACGGUAUACUCGGUUUUACUUCUAGAAACUAUGGGUUCUCUAAAAAUAAUUACGCUAAUCACCCCUAUUUUAGGCUCGCUACACUAGGAUGCGCCCUUAAAUACAGGUCUUGACCAUUUUACUUUCUAAUAACUAAGCUCCAGCUUCCCUUCAGACAUUAGCCAGAAAUAAGCUGGUGAAUGUCUGCAUUAAUCCCAUCAGUUCAAGUUCUGCCAGGAAAAAGAAAUAUUUUCGGACAUUCGCCGGGCACCUUUGGCGAAUGUUACUUUCGCCAGUGACAAACCGGCGAAUGUCCGCGUAAAAUAACUUUCAAAAUUAUAUUCGGACAUUCGCCGGUGACCUCCGGCGAUUCGGACUUUCGCCGGCGAAUGUCAGACAUUCGCCAGCCACCGGACAUUCGCCGUAACACAAACAUUUUAUUACUAAAUUACUAAAGUAUUGUUUACUUAAAGCAGCAAAAAGAAAAA